Molecule: messenger RNA, 447 nt
Organism: Trametes versicolor FP-101664 SS1
Lineage: Eukaryota; Fungi; Basidiomycota; Agaricomycetes; Polyporales; Polyporaceae
Product: mitochondrial ribosomal protein L11
Exons: 2
Coding region: 1-447 (148 amino acids)
Biological process (GO): translation
Cellular component (GO): mitochondrial large ribosomal subunit; ribosome
Molecular function (GO): structural constituent of ribosome; large ribosomal subunit rRNA binding
Source: RefSeq, a predicted model, not a curated record
AUGUCUAAGGCUGCUCUCAAUGCUCGGGCGCAGAUAAUCCGCCUGCUCAUCCCCGCUGGCAAAGCGGCCCCCUCACCGCCGGUCGGUCCUGCGCUCGGUGCCCGCGGUGUGAAGUCCAUGGACUUCUGCAAAGAGUUCAACGCGCGGACUGGUCACAUAGAGCCUGGCACUCCCAUUCCCACAUUGAUUACCGUCCAGCCUGACCGCACUUUCUCCUUCGUCACAAAGACUCCCCCCACCGCCUACUUCCUCAAGAAAGCCGCGGGGAUCGAGAAGGGUACCGGCCGUCCCGGCCAUGACUUCGUCGGCACCGUCAGUCUCAAGCACGUCUACGAAAUCGCAAAAAUAAAGGCGACAGACCAGCACCUCAAGCACCUCCGUCUAGAAGCCAUCGCGAGCACCAUCGUAGGCACGGCACGGACGAUCGGCAUCCAGGUCGUAGCGUGA